Molecule: messenger RNA, 1986 nt
Organism: Cladocopium goreaui
Lineage: Eukaryota; Dinophyceae; Suessiales; Symbiodiniaceae
Source: the annotation of a GenBank genome assembly
AUGGCUGAGAAGCUCAAGGUGGCCAUCAUCGGUGCAGGCCUCGGUGGUCUCACCUUAGCCAAAACCUUACUGCAACAGCCACGCCCGGUGGAGGUGUGCAUUUACGAAGCCUGGGACCAUUGGAAGGUUCGAGGUGGAAAGACUUCUCAGGUGGAUGGCUUUGACGUCCAUUUCCACGCCAAUGGUAUUGAGCUGUAUUCUAUGCAUCUCCCGGCCUGCACGGCCAUGAGAAAGGAUCUUCAGAAGAUCUUGGUGGACUCGUUACCCUCCAGUUGUAUCAAGCUUGGCCACAAACUGGUGGAGAUAACUGAAGGAACAGAUGAAGUGACGCUGGAAUUUGAGAACGGAGAAAGAGCCACCGCACAUUUGUUGGUGGCAUCAGAUGGCAUUCACAGCUUCGCGAGGCAGAAGAUCUUUGGUGGGGACCAGCCGGAAUUCACAGGUUUUCGGGUGUUGUAUAGCCUCUCUUCGAAGCAUUUCCGUGCUGAUCCCACUGUGGCUCAUGUUCAUUGGAAGGAGGUGGACGGUGCAGGCUAUGGUCUCCUGGACUUGACUGCAGGAAAGGGUGAGAAUCGCCAUGAUGUCAUGAUCAUCAUCAUGCGUAGCGAGGAACAAGUCACUGACCGUUGGGACUCGACGUUGGUCAAGGAGCGACUUGAGGAGUUUGCAGCGCACGUGGCACCGGACCACCCGGUUUUAGGGAAGGCGGUGGAGUGUUCAGAGGUAUGCUUCGACUGGGGCAUCUACAAACAGCCCACCAGAGAUUCUUGGAUCAGCCCUAAAGGUCGUGUGGUCCUGUUAGGCGAUGCAGCCCACGCCACGGCACCCUUCAUGGGUCAGGGGGCGAACAUGGCGAUGCACGACGCGUUUUGCCUGGGUGAAAUCUUGAUGAACGAAAAGAUCGCUAUGCAGGAUGGGCUCAAGCUCUAUGAGACCAGUCGCAAGGCCUAUUGCGAAGCCGUGGUGUCCAAAAGCUCCAUGGUUGGUGGCCUGCACACCGCUAGCGGCUUCAAGGCAACCUUGAGGAACAAUUUCCUUUGCUGGAUGAUGCUGAGAACCAUGAGAAAAGUGGUGGCCACAGAUCCCACAGCUCGCAAACCAUGGGAAGAGAAGAGCCCACGACGCUUCAGCCGCUUCUUCCAGCAGUUGGGGAAGAAAAUUCAAGGCAUUUGUUCCCCGGCAUCUCACUCAUCACAAAGAAGCUGGCGACAGGAUUUGAUGACCGAGACACGCCUGUUGGAAUUCUUUCAGCGGCACAUGCACCAUGAGUUGGAGUGUCAUCAGAAGACUCAGCAGAACUUUGAGGCUGUAGUGGCAUCGCAAACCUUCGAACUGGAGGAGGAGCUACGCUUGACGUUCUCGUCCCAGAUGACUUUGGAGGGUUUGUUGAGGAACGAAGAGCUGCGCGCUGAAGCGAUGAAACAAUCGGAGCGCGAGUUUAAGGCUCCAUUUAGGUCACGACUCCGAGAGAUGCAAGCAGCAGCAGAAGCACGCUUGAAGUUGCAAAAGCUCUUCACCAGUGUGGCCUUCACAUGCCUGGGCCAACCCAUUCCUACUGAGGGCGAGCCUGUGGACACACCAGAAGCGCAACUGAACUAUUUGAAGGCUUACAAAUUCAAUGAGGUUGCGCAUCAGCACUUCCGACAGCAGCAGAUCGACGCGCAGCAGGCGGCUCUUAGAGCUCAGGCGCACCACCACGCACAGCAAGCCGCAGCACAGCAAGUGGUCUUGCAGCAGGCAGCACAGGCGGGCUUGGCACAGCAGCCAGUGCCGCAGCAGGCUCCGCCGCCUCAAGGGCCACCCGCCCAGGCGCCACCAGCGGCGCCACCGGCGCAGGCGCCUCCACCGGCACCGCUGCCACGACCACAGGAAGCUGUGCUACCGCAGGCGAAUGCUCCGAAAGCCAAGGCAGUGCCGCAAGUGCCGGAAAACGCUCUGAGGGCAGGGCCGAAGGGACCGCCACCAACUGCGAUGCCUCCUCCAUAG